CUUGCAUAACGUAGGGUAGUUUGUGGGGUUUAAAUAGAAAAUUUCUUUCAUUUCUUUUUUUUUUCAGCUUAGGGUGUAUUUAAGGGUAGUUUGGGAAAAUAGUGGGGUUUUCUUAGAAAUUGUAAAAAUUUAAAUUAUAAGUUAAGGUGAACUUAGAAUAUAAGGUGAACUAGGAGAAAUGUCAGGUUUAAAUAGAAAAUCUCAUCAUUUAUUUAAAAGGCCAUUCAACUGACAGGGAAGCAAAACUGAGAAAGUUGUAUGAUGAGAGAGCAAGUAUGGAGAUGGAGCUCAUUAGAAAGAAAAUGCUUACACCUUCUCCAACAAACGAAAACAACACCCUCGCUUCUCAAAAUACACUCCUUCAUGCUCCGACACUCCCUCGAAACAAAUGUCAAUCUCCUCACCAAAUUCAUCACAACCUGCGGUUCCAUCGCCCUUUUCGCCUCUCAUCAAAACCCACUUGCUCUGAUUCGACAUGGUCGCCACGUCUUCAAUUACAGACCCAAUAAAGAUGACACAUUUCUCUCUAACUCUAUGAUCAUAGCCCGCAUGGAUAUGCGCCAAUUCGCUGACUCUUUCACUCUCUAUAGAAAUCUUAGGAAGGACACGGGUUUCAAGCCCGAUGGCUACACAUUCACAGCUUUGGCAAAGUCGUGUGGUUUAGAUGUGGCCAUCUGGGAAGGGCAAGAACUUCAUUGUCAUGUUAUUAAAGUUGGGUUGUGCUUAGAUUUGUAUGUGUCGACUUCAUUGGUUGAUAUGUAUGCAAAGUUUGGGAGCAUGAGUUGUGCAAGUAAGUUGUUCAAUGAAAUGACGGAGACAAGUCGACUAUCGUGGACAGCUCUCAUUUGUGGGUAUGCAAGGUUAGGAGAUAUGGGUAAUGCAAGGAGGCUUUUUGAUCAAAUGCCUGAGAAGGACUUGGCUGCAUUUAAUGCUAUGAUUGAUGGUUAUGUCAAAUUGGGAGAUAUGGGCCCUGCUCGAAGUUUAUUUGAUGAGAUGACGGAUAGGAAUGUGGUAUCUUGGACCAGUAUGAUGUAUGGUUACUGCCAUCAUGGUGAUGUACAAUCUGCUAGAUCACUCUUUGAUGCCAUGGCUGAGAAGAAUCUAAUUUCUUGGAAUGUGAUGAUUGGGGGUUACAGUCAAAACAAACAGCCCCAUGAAGCCUUGAAAUUAUUUCAUGAACUGCAGUCACAUAUGUCUCUUGAACUGGAUGGCGUGACUGUAGUUAGCAUUCUUCCAGCUAUUGCAGAUUUGGGCGCCUUGGAUUUAGGUCUUUGGGUUCACAAGUUUGUAAGAAGGAAGAAGCUCUGCACUGCGCUUGUUGAUAUGUACGCAAAAUGUGGUGAAAUUACAGAGGCCAAAAGACUUUUUGAUGAGAUGCUUGAAAAGGAAACAGCUUCUUGGAAUGCCUUGAUAAAUGGGUUUGCAGUAAAUGGCCAUGGCAAGGAGGCACUGGAGGUAUUUUUGGAGAUGCUGCAAAAAGUUAUGCCGAACAAUAUAACCUUUAUUGGUGUUUUGUCUGCUUGUAACCAUUCUGGUCUGGUAGAGGAAGGGAAAAGAUGGUUUAAAGGAAUGGAGGGCUUUGGGCUUAUCCGGCAAAUUGAGCAUUAUGGUUGUAUGGUUGAUCUUUUGGGAAGGGCAGGAUGCUUGGAGGAAGUUAAGAAAUUGAUUGAGAGCAUGCCUUAUGAUGCUAAUGGAAUAAUUUUGAGUUCUUUUCUUUUUGCAUGUGGCCAUGCUGAGGAUGUCACAAGGGCCAACAAAGUUUUAAAGAAGGCAGUCAAAGUGGAGCCAUGGAAUGACGGAAAUUAUGUCAUGCUCAGAAAUUUGUAUGCUAAGAAGAGAAGGUGGAGCGAUGCAGAGGAAAUUAAGAGGUUGAUGAGGAAGAAUCAAGCAAAUAAAGAGGUUGGUUGCAGUGUGAUAGAGGUUGAUGGUAGAAUCAAGGAUUUUGUGGCUGGUGACAGGGUGCAUGCGUAUUUCGAAGCUAUACAUUUAACCUUGCGGCAGACUUGGAAGCACUUGAUGGGUGAUUUUAUAGAAAAUGGGUGAAUUGCUUCAGUCUAGAGGAAAAAAAUAUGCAUAACCUCUACCAACCGCUCCCCUUUCAUCAGUUGUAGUUUAUGCCGAGUAUACGGGGUAACCUGAAAAAUAUGCAAGGGCCCUUUUGAGGAACUAUUCAAAUGGCAGCCGGGCAUGGGGUUUAUUGAGAAAGGCAUUUGAAGGCAUUUGGAACUUGGAAGCUGCACGAUACCUUCACAAAAUGAGAAUACCAGUUACAACUGCUGAAGGCUGCCCUAAGCCAACAGUUGGUCCCAAGCUAAGAAGCAGAUACCUUGCUUGGACUGACAAAACAGGACAUAAACUUUACCCUCAAACCUCUCUGUCACUCUUUCUCUCUCUCUCUCUCUCUAAAGAAUGGGAAUGACUAUGAGUUUCAUGGAAUUGGGAGGAGGGAAGCCAUCCGCCGAGAUGUUCACUUUUGCAAUGGGGAGAAAGAUAUCAGAGAUUUUGAGAUCUUCCACAUCGCCAUUGUUGAUAUUAUAUCAAGCUGUAUUCAAACAAUGGAAAAAAGCCAAAGAGGAAGACAGGAAGAACCUCCUCAUCGAAUUUCUGAAGAAAAAUGUGAAGCUUGGCAAGGUUGAUGACACUACUACUACCAUGAUAACAGGAAUACUAACACCUCCAAUGGCUAUGGCUGCUAAAAGAAUCGUGGAGAUUGUGCUCCAGCUGAAAAUGAUCGAGGCCAUUCCAGACGUCCUUUUCAUACCAUCAGCAGCUGUGCUGGUGCUCAUUUAUGCCUCCAACAGUAUCCACAACCGUGAUGGCGCAACCAUUUCAGACGUCCUUUUUGUAAUAUCCGAAAUGUUGGCGCUCAUUUAUGCUAAGAUCUCCAACAUGAUGACUUACAGCUGGAUAUUCCAACACCAUCCCCGUACAUCGUUCAAUAAUUCAUUCACUCAAACAUAAAGUAAGGUACAUUCUGCAAUGCCCUUCUGCUUGUACAACUGACACCAGCAAAAGCCAAUCUCCAUCAGUUCUGCUCACGGAAAAAGUCCAGAAAACUCCUUGAAGAUCAAACUUACUUUCAAUUCCAAGACAUAUACAGCUAUGUACACAAGAAAUAAUUUGGAAAAAUAAAGCAAUUGAGCAUCA
Molecule: messenger RNA, 3147 nt
Organism: Prunus persica (peach)
Lineage: Eukaryota; Viridiplantae; Streptophyta; Magnoliopsida; Rosales; Rosaceae
Product: pentatricopeptide repeat-containing protein At2g44880
Biological process (GO): RNA modification
Molecular function (GO): protein binding; RNA binding
Source: RefSeq, a predicted model, not a curated record